Molecule: messenger RNA, 2550 nt
Organism: Penicillium concentricum
Lineage: Eukaryota; Fungi; Ascomycota; Eurotiomycetes; Eurotiales; Aspergillaceae
Exons: 4
Coding region: 1-2550 (849 amino acids)
Source: RefSeq, a predicted model, not a curated record
AUGUUCAACUUCAACAGCACAGACCCAGACGCAAACGAGAAGCCUAGUCUACUCUCAAAUUUCAAAUACCCGACAUGGCGGCCCAACAACACAACAAAAAUAGAGUCAGAGGAUCCAAGUUCAACCUCACCCCAUAGCCGCGCGUGGAUUAAAGGUGUCGUGUUAUGCUCAUGGGUUAUUGCCACCGUCCUCGCAAUAAACAUUGUUCUGACGAUCAUCGCUGUGGGUGUUGCCUAUUCAAAAAAUGGCGAAGACGAUUUCGCCUUCGCAGCGCUAUAUACAGGGAAAUGCUCGCUUGCUAAGAACUGGGCGACGGGAAUACAUCUUAUAAUCAAUAUUCUAAGUACGGCCUUGCUGGGAGCGAGUAACUACUGCAUGCAAUGCCUUGCGUCUCCGUCUCGAGCGCAAGUUGAUACAGCCCACAGUAAGCGGGUCUGGCUGCCUAUUGGGGUCCCGAAUAUCCGGGGCUUGCUCUGGAGGGAGCGAGGAAAGAGGCAGCUGCUUGGGUGGAUCUUGCUGGCUACAUCACUGCCUAUUCAUUUGAUUUACAACUCCGCUAUCUUUUUCUCGAUCGGCCCGGCAGAUUAUGCGGUGGUGAUAGCACCCCCUGAUCCGAUGAACGGAACUGGAUCGGCGGGUUGGAAUGAGUGCUUUGAAAGUACCGUUGGCCUGGAUAUAGAAACGGUUAGAGCCGAGAUGAGUCGUUCGGAUCUCAAGAAACUUUCCAUUAAAGAUUGCAUUGACACUUUCGCCCAAGACUAUGUAUCCGGGCAAAGGAUGCUCGUUUUGGUGACGGAGGAUCCAAUGCCAGACGGCGAGCCUUUGGCAUUCAUGGGACCACUAAAUUCCAUUGGCACCCACAAGGAUGGCACCAAUAUUUUUUUGGAUGAGAUGGUUGGUGGGAUGUGUCCUCCUGAUUACUGCAGCAAAGAUCUUGUGAAUAAGAUGGUUAAUGGGGAGGAAUGGACCGUCCAGCCAGUUGUGAUAGAUUCAUGGGUAAGGGCGCGGAUCCCUACUGAGAACGGAUCCCAGAUCGUCUCAUAUUCGUCCAAUCCGCCUCCCCACACGCCAGAUACCAUACGCUUGCACAAAGUUCUGGACACAGCCAGACACAAGGACGAGGUGCAGGCUGCACUUGACGAUCCCUCUAAUUGGACCAAUGCUUCCUUUCCAGGAAAUGUGACGCUAUUUCAGUUGCUUCAAUGUCCUAACAGUCUACCUCCCAGAGUGGUGGCGCCAAAAUCUCGAAUUCGGCAUUGUUUGACACUUCCCAGGGAUGAGUCUUGCCGACUGAUGUUUAGCCCGCCAAUUUGUCUGCUUGUUAUUGGGUGUAACUUGGUAAAACUUAUCUGCGCGCUAUUGACUGCACACGAUGGUAGGGAGGAGCUGUUCCUUACAAUUGGGGACGCGAUCGCAUCUUACCUUGCUUGCCCAGAUACAAGAACAGAGGGGGGCUGUCUGCUAUCUAAGUCGCUGGUAGUCAAAGGGUCUCAGGGCUGGCACAGGAAGAUGAACAGGAAGGACAAGAGGCUGGAUAUUCCAGUAUGCUCAAAGAUUGCACUUCAACUACCUUCCCGAAAGCGAUGGUUUCAAGCCGUGAGCACGGGACUGUGGAUCUCCACAAUCACCCUAUUUCUCUGCAUAAUUGGCCUGAGCAUCUUUGCUCUCAUCGUCGCCAUCGACUGGUUUCCCUCUUUGUCUCGCGAAGCCGUAUGGGACAACACUCUAGGGGAAGCACGCCCAUCAACUCUACUACGCAUAGACGCCCCACCCGGCGCAGCGGGAACAUUCGCCAUGAUUCUCCUGCCCAACGCCCUACAACUCCUCGUCUCGACCGCCUACUUCAUACUCAAUGCCAUGCUGACCGCUAUGCUCGGAGCCAUGGAAUACAACGACUACGCGCGAAAUCGCAAACCACUGCGCGUCUCCUGGCCACGCGGCGCCCAGCGCUCCACUUACUACCUCUCACUGCCGUAUCGAUACAGCUUCCCGCUCCUGGUCGCCUCCGCGGUUCUACACUGGGUGGUCUCGCAAAGCUUCUUCUUUGUACAGAUCACCCCCUUUGAUAUACAUGGCGAGCCUAUCCCUUUGCGGGAGUCUACCACAUGUGGUUACUCACCUAUUGCUAUAUUGGUCGCUAUUAUUGUUUUCGGCUUGCUACUUCUCGUCCCAGUAGUACUCGGCCUGCGCCGUUUUGAAUCCCCGAUGCCGCUGGUGGUACAAUGUAGUGCGGCGAUUAGCGCCGCCUGCCAUCCUACAACGUCCAGCAUGGACGACAGCGCCAACCAUGCACUCAAACCUGUGCAGUGGGGUGAGAUUCCGGGCAUCUACUCGGAUCGAGGCCCGAUGGUAUUUUCACAUCGGAUCGAUGGUGAGGAGGAUGAUGAUGCCAGUGGGAGAGGGGGUGGAGAUGAGGAGCUGCAACAAAUGCUGCCGAACGCAGAGCCUAAUGAUUUGACUCGCACUGGUGCUGCGAUACUGGAACUGUAUCAUUGUACUUUUACGUCGGAGGAUGUGUGUGAACCGAGGAAGGGGUGCGUUUAUAUUUAG